UCAACUCAAAGAGUGUUUAACAGUUUCAGGACCCAAAACCCAAGAAAAAGAAGAGAGGAAAAAAAAAAAACAGAUCUUUUAUUCUUCUUCUUCUGUUCUUCUUUGAUAAUCUGUUUCAAGUUUUAACCUACUAGUAGUACGACAUUGGCAUUUUAGACAAACCCUUGAGAUUUUAAGCAAAAACCUUUUUUUUUUAUCUCACUUUUAAAAGCUUAAGAAUUCCUUUCUUUAUUACCAAUCAUUGUUGUCUCUGUCUUCUCUUAUCUUCAAAAAUUUUGAGGAAGAACCAAAAAAUAAAAAUAAAGGAACAAAACUUUACCUUUAUCAUCUUCUGUUUACAGAUCCUUUUUGGUGGGUGUUGUUAAUGUUUUUGCAUUUUCCUUAAGAGAGAAAAAAAAAAAGUUUGGUGAAAGAAACAAUUUAUUUAGAAACAGCGUUUGUUGGGGGUGAAGCUUUUCAGAUCUGAAAGAAGGCCAAGGUUGUUUGUUUCAAAGCAAUGUCUCUUUUGACUUUUCAUGUCUACUCAUUUCCCUCUCACUUUCCUUCCUUUUGAGUUUCCUUUCUUCAACUUUGGUUCUGGGAACCAGCUAAAGAGUGUUUCUUUUUCCAACUUGGGCUUCACUUUUAAAUUUUGGUUUUGAAUCAUUGGGGAGAGAAGGAUCUGUGAAAAUGUUGGCCUUUGAAAGUCCUUUAGCCACCAGUGCUCGUACAAGCACAAGCUGCAAUGUAUUGCUCAGAGAACUUCAGCAAAUAUGGAGCGACAUCGGUGAAAGUGAAGCUGAUAAAGACCGGAUGCUAUUGGAAUUGGAGAGGGAAUGCUUAGAAGUAUACCGCCGGAAGGUCGAGGAAGCUGCCAAUGCCAAGGCACGUCUACAUCAAUCUGUUGCAGCCAAGGAAGCUGAGGUUGCAACACUUAUGGCAGCUCUUGGAGAGCUCAAUCUACAUUCACCGAUUCAAAAAGAGAAGAAGAUGGCACCAUUAAAAGAAAAACUCGCUUCUAUAUCUCCACUGCUUGAGGAUCUUAGGACGAAGAAAGAAGAAAGAAGAAAGCAAUUUGCAGAUAUAAAGAAUCAAAUUGAAAAGAUCAGUGGAGAAAUUUCCGGUUACAACUAUCCAAAUGAUACCAUGAUUAGCUGUUUAACUCUUGAAGACCAAGACUUGUCGCUAAGAAGGCUUACGGAAUUUCAGACUCGUCUUCAAACUCUUCAGAAGGAGAAGUCUGAUCGCCUUCAUAAGGUUUUGGAAUACGUAAAUGAGGUUCAUUUGCUUUGUGGGGUACUAGGGUUGGAUUUUGCCCAGACCGUAAGUGAUGUGCAUCCGAGCUUGCAAAGGGCUAACCAGGAACAAUCAACGAAUAUUAGCAAUGGUACAUUUGAAGGCUUAGAGCAGACCAUUAACAAGCUCAAAACUGAAAGAAGAAUUCGAAUGCAGAAGUUGAAGGAUAUUGCAGGUCAACUAUUUGAACUCUGGAAUUUGAUGGAUUCACCUCAAGCUGAGAAGAAUGUUUUUUCAAGGGCCACUUCUAUUCUUAGGUUAUCGGAACCUGAAGUUACUGAACCUGGUGUUCUUUCAACUGAGAUGAUUGAGCAGGCAUCAGCAGAAGUGGAAAGGCUCACCAAAUUGAAAGCUAGCAGAAUGAAAGAACUCGUCUUGAAAAGGAGAUCGGAGUUGGAAGAUAUUUGCAGAAUGACUCAUAUUAAACCUGAUGCUAGUACUUCUGUUGAGAAAUCUAAUGCAUUGAUUGAUUCUGGUCUAGUAGACCCCUCUGAACUCUUAGCAAAUAUUGAAGCACAGAUAACUAAAGUUAAAGAUGAAGCUCUGAGUCGAAAAGAUAUAAUGGAUAGAAUAGAUCGAUGGCUUUUGGCUUGUGAAGAAGAAAAUUGGCUUGAAGACUACAAUCAAGAUGAAAACCGGUACAAUGCAGGGAGAGGUGCACAUAUUAACCUUAAGCGUGCAGAAAAAGCUCGAAUAACAGUAACCAAAAUUCCGGCAAUUGUGGAUAAUCUGAUCAACAGAACGUUCGCUUGGGAAGAAGAAAAAAGGGCAUUGUUUCUAUAUGAUGGGGAGCGACUGGUGUCGAUACUGGAGGACUACAAGCUGACAAGGAAACAAAGAGAGGAGGAAAAGAAGAGAUGCAGGGACCAAAAGAAGAUUCAAGAUCUGCUCCUGACAGAGAGAGAAGCCAUUUAUGGGUCAAAACCUAGUCCAAGGAAAAGUAACAGCUUCAGAAAGACAAAUGGUUAUCGAGCAAAUGGAAAUGGAUCCAUGACUCCCAGUACACCUCGUCGGAACUCGGUGGGUGGAGCAACUCCCGAGCUACUUACACCACGUUCAUAUUCGGGGCGUCAAAAUGGCUACUUCAAGGAAAUGAGAAGGUUGUCUACAGCACCUAUAAACUUUGUGGCCAUAUCAAAGGAAGAUACAGUAUCUACAUACACUUCAGUAUGUGAUUCGGAGCUCGGGUCUCCACCACAUAGCUGAAGUUUAGAAAUCCAGAAGUGGAAGAGGAUAGGAUCAUAUAGUUGCAAUAAGUGUAGACUGGAUUAAUAGCAGCAGAACCGUGUGUUGUGAAUAUACGAAAGAAAGGGUAUGGAUAGAUUAGUGUACGGGUUGUGAAUUGGUAGGAGUCGGACAGGUGACUGACUUUUGUGGGUGUUCGCAUGGAAAUGAUGUUAUUUGCCAUUGCGGAGAGGGAGAAAAGAAGAAACCAGUUUGAAAAUUGUGUUUAACUUGUUUUUGUUGUGUGGUGUUACAUGUUGUACUGAUAAUAUUGAUAGUAGUAGUAUUACUGGAUUUUUUUGCUUGAAUGUACGUAUACAUGCUUGAAUGUAUGUUUGCAAUGUAUAUACAUGUACUCUAGUAUGAUCAUCAUUAUAUUAUCAUCCAUGUUUGUUCAAAA
Gossypium raimondii (Peruvian cotton) is the source of this 2899-nucleotide messenger RNA. RefSeq names its product 65-kDa microtubule-associated protein 6. The record is from RefSeq and is a predicted model, not a curated record. Lineage: Eukaryota; Viridiplantae; Streptophyta; Magnoliopsida; Malvales; Malvaceae. Bases 670 to 2481 code for a protein of 603 amino acids. Gene Ontology annotation, biological process: microtubule cytoskeleton organization. Gene Ontology annotation, cellular component: cytoplasm; spindle. Gene Ontology annotation, molecular function: microtubule binding. The transcript has 12 exons.